AAGGCUUGCCCAGCCGACCCGGAAAUUGCUAUAACAAUAUGUUUCGCUGGGGUCUUCCAAUGUACUCAUAGCUUGCCUCUAGUUGGAACACUGGUGCUGCAAAUCACCUCCUAGUUCCAUUCUCACUUAAGGCCCAAUCGCAAUGGCUUCCGAGCUGGAUCUGUCCACCAGCUUUAUCCCGGCUCUAUACAAGCCGGCCGCAUUGCUUCCAAUCGCAAGACACAAGCAGAGUUUAUUGUACCUGGUUGAGACGUAUCCGGUGACCAUCGUUGUUGGACAAACAGGAAGUGGGAAAACGACCCAACUACCCCAGUAUCUCGACCAAGCAGGGUGGUGUGCAGAUGGAAAGGCUAUAGCAGUGACACAGCCACGUCGGGUGGCUGCUACCACAGUGGCAGCUAGGGUAGCUGAGGAAAUGCGCUGCAAGCUCGGCGAAGACGUGGGCUACUCGAUUCGUUUUGAGGACUUGACCUCGGCUUCCACCAGGAUAAAGUUCCUUACAGAUGGAAUGUUGCUUAGGGAGGCACUCGUAGAUCCUCUGCUGUCACGGUACUCUGUUAUCAUGGUGGAUGAAGCUCAUGAGCGAUCCCUCAGUACCGAUAUCCUCCUAGGUAUCCUGAAAAAGAUCAUGAAACGACGGCCGGAGCUUAGGAUUGUGGUCAGUAGCGCAACCUUGCAAGCAGAAGAUUUUCUGCGAUUCUUCGCUGGCGAGGAAUUUGACAGCAGUCCGGAAUCCGGUGAAAUUGGUGGCAAGGUGGGAAGGAUCAUCAGUUUGGAAGGUCGCAUGUAUCCGGUGGACAUGCUCUUUCUCGAGAACCCUGCAGAGGAUUAUGUCGAGCGCGCAGUCAAAACCGUGUUCGACAUCCAUCUUCAAGAGGCGGAAGGCGAUAUUCUGGUGUUUUUGACUGGCCGGGAGGAGAUUGACACUACGGUGCAGAUGAUUGCCGAACGUGCCGCAACACUGCAUCCCAAGGCACAGAGUAUACUUCCGUUACCACUUUACUCUGGUCUCACAACAGAUCAGCAAAUGUACGUGUUUGAACCGACACCAGAGAACACCCGCAAAGUCAUCGUGUCGACCAACAUCGCCGAAGCAUCUGUUACUAUUAACGGGAUUGUGUAUGUCAUCGACUGCGGCUUCGCCAAAUUAAGAGCUUAUAACCCCCAGACUGGCAUAGAAACACUGACCGCAGUGCCCAUAUCAAAAGCAGCGGCUGUUCAGCGUGCUGGCCGAGCUGGGCGUACCAAACCCGGGAAGUGCUUCCGCCUCUACACGCAGCAGGCCUAUGAGCAACUUCCAGAGGCCACCGUUCCGGAGAUUCAGCGGUCAAACCUAGCGCCUGUAAUCAUGCAGCUCAAGGCUUUGGGUAUCGACAACAUCGUCCGAUUCGACUUUUUGACCUCCCCUCCUACAGAGCUUGUUAUUCGCGCAUUCGAGCUGCUGUACUCUCUCGGGGCAGUUGACGACUAUGCCAAACUCACAAAGCCUCAUGGGAUGCGGAUGGCAGAGCUGGCAGUCGAUCCUAUGAUGGCAAAGGUGCUGCUAUCAGCGCCAUCUUUUAACUGUCUAAGCGAGAUCCUCUCUAUUGCCGCCAUGGUGAGUCUUCAAGGGACCGUAUGGGUCCAGCACGAAGGCGACAGAAAGUCAUCGGAGAGCCACCGCAGAAAGUUCGCAGUCGAAGAGGGUGAUCAUUUAACGUAUCUUAACGUGUAUCAAGCGUUCAUCACCAAAGGAAAGAAGGACUCCAAGUGGUGUCGUGACAAUCUUCUAAACUUUCGGUCUUUGCAACGGGCUGUGAGCAUUCGCGCCCAGUUGAAGCGAUAUCUGGAGCGCUUUGGAAUCCAAGUCGAUGAGACUCUCUCUGCAAGGUCUCGGCAAGAAGACCCAAGUAAGCUUGCGGAACAGAUUCGUAGGUGCCUUACUACGGGCUAUUUCGCACACGCUGCGAAGAUGCAGCCCGAUGGCACCUUUAAGACGGUGAGCGGAGGCCUGACUCUCCAUGCUCACCCGAGUUCAUUGAUGUUUAAUCGGAAAGCCGACUGGGUCAUCUUCCAUGAGAUCUUACAGACCGGCGAGAAGACCUUCAUCCGUGAUGUGACUAAAAUCGAGAAGAAUUACCUCCUCGAAUAUGCCCCAAACUAUUACCAGGUUUAUUAGGCUAUAGGAGAUAGAGAGUAUCUUGAUGGGAUACAUUUGAUGGCGAAUCCACUAGCGUUUCUUAUUGACGACAUGCACUGCCUGUACUAUACCCGCCAGCGUUGACCUC
Aspergillus welwitschiae is the source of this 2267-nucleotide messenger RNA. Its product is annotated as putative ATP dependent RNA helicase. Gene Ontology annotation, cellular component: intracellular anatomical structure; catalytic step 2 spliceosome. The transcript has 3 exons. NCBI's taxonomy places the organism in Eukaryota, Fungi, Ascomycota, Eurotiomycetes, Eurotiales, Aspergillaceae. The record is from RefSeq and is a predicted model, not a curated record. Gene Ontology annotation, molecular function: RNA binding; ATP binding. The coding region runs from base 143 to 2158 and encodes 671 amino acids.